Mesocricetus auratus (golden hamster) is the source of this 5902-nucleotide messenger RNA. Its product is annotated as olfactory receptor 1073. Gene Ontology annotation, molecular function: G protein-coupled receptor activity; olfactory receptor activity. The transcript is spliced from 2 exons. Gene Ontology annotation, cellular component: membrane. Bases 2494 to 3453 code for a protein of 319 amino acids. NCBI's taxonomy places the organism in Eukaryota, Metazoa, Chordata, Mammalia, Rodentia, Cricetidae. The record is from RefSeq and is a predicted model, not a curated record. Gene Ontology annotation, biological process: G protein-coupled receptor signaling pathway.
GGCAUGAAUCCAGGGAGUGUCAGCCUACAAUCCCACCGUCAGAGAGUCUGGGAAACAGGGAAGAACCAUAAGAGAGAUAUGCAUGGUACUGCCAAAGAAGUGGAAUGGGACAGCAUCUUCUGGGUGAACUGGGAUCAUGGGAUUGAGAAGAAGGAGUUGGGAUGAAGCAAAGGGGAGCAGAGAAGGAGAGAGUAGGACAUGGGGGCUCAGGAAGGUUGUGUCUGGGGAAGAGUAAAGGAGAGCAGGAUAAGAGAUACCAUAAGAGAAGUGGUCAUUAUAGAUUUGAGGAAAGAUCUGGUACUAAUGAGAUUUCCAGAGAUCUACAAAGAUGACACCAAUUGGCAAUCUAAGAACCUCCCCCACUCUGGCAUCUGUGCUAAUUAUGCUCUGUGGUUCAAGGUUCUGUGUCACCUAGGAGUCUGGGCAGCAUCUUAGCAUCUACCCACUAGGUCCAGCACAGUCUUCCCACCUGAAAACCCUGCAUGUACUCCAAGUGACCAAAUGUCUCAUGGAAGAUUGAACCCUUCUAGAGGACAAAUUCUAACCUAAAACUGAUGACUGAGAGCAUUUUCAGUAAACAUUGCCUAUUUUAUCACUUGCCCUCUCAGUAAUUUCAAUUUUUAUGUCUAUGAAAACCAUUUUAAAAAUAAUUCUACAGCAUCUAGUAUUUCAAGGCUGUCUCCCAUCCCAGUUCUAGAAGUGAUAUGCCUUUGCUUCUGUGAACAGACCAGAUCAUGUGCAUUCAGAAUGGUGUGGCUCUGGACUCUGAAGGGAAAACUGGCUCAUAACUAUUAUUAGAUGCAUAUCCAUUGUAUUCUGUAUCUGUAUUCUGGAUAUGUACCUAAAUUAAAUGACAUGACAUUCUAACCUCAGCCCACAGAGAAAAGAUUCUCUAAACAAGGCUCUUAAACUUACCAAAAUUUUCAUAAAUCAAGGAAUAAAUGACAGUCCUGAAUUUAUAAUCCUAGUGUAAGUAUCCUAAAUGCCUGUAAAACUCUUCUUGAAUCUGAGCAUUGUAGUAGCUUCUCACAGUUUAUUAACGAUGUUUUUCUCCCUUGAUGAAGACAGAUAUCACCCUCCAAGUCUACAAGGAUGUGUGUCAUCCAGACUUCAAAUCAUGAGAAUUCCAGAAAAUCUAGCAAACACAGGAAGUUAGGCAUGAAAGAAAAUUAAGAGUGGAGGUUGUGCAAACAUGAUAAUGGUGUUUGCUUUCUGAAAGGCAGAUUCGUGAAGGAGUAAUAAGGACUGAGAUUGCCUGCUUCUCACCACGUCUCAUGGGACUAUAACAUGAACAGGAGAAUUUCUUUUCUGCUCAUGCCAGUGAUCCCCAGGGAAAUCAGUUAGUUGCUUAAGGCUUGGAAUUGUGUAAUGAGAAUACAGGGAGCAUAAGGCAUCACCCCUUGUCCUCAUAGGAGGCAAUUCUCAGAUGGACAGGUUAAACUAUUUCCAUUUACAGUUCAUUUGUGGAUUAGGGACCACUUCUUCCUUCAUUCUCAAAGUCUUUUCUGGAGUCAAAGAAAUCCAUCCAGGGAAGAAUCAAGACCUCUACAGAGGGAACUUCAAAGAGCACCAAUCCAGCUGACUCUGAGUAGGUACAUCUGUAAGUGUAUGAAGACUGGAAGAUAAAAUGUACCUGAUGCCCCCAAGAAUCUAGCCACGCUAGUGUGGGGCUGAGGGGUGGGCAGUUUGUUUUUGUUUUGUUUUGUUCUUUGUUUUUCUUUCUCAGUGUUUGAGGAAUCCUACCUAGUUUUUGUUUGCAUCUAUAUGUAUGUGUAUAAGGCAGAUAUAUGGAAUGUCUAAAUCUUGGGUAAUAUACUCUGUCAGCAAUUCAUUGCAACAUUCGCCAGCCCAGUGCUUCUUUACCUGGGGAUAUCUGCUAUGUUCUUAGUAAUAACUGCUUUUUAUGCUUUUUGUUUUUUCAAGUCUCUUUUUAAAACUAGUUUUGCAUUAUGUGGUUGAUUCAAUCUCUCUAUAGCAAUCAUCUCUUGCCAUUUUCUGCAGCAUAGUCCUUUCUUUUGAGCAGACAAAACUUAGCUGUAUCAAGGAAAAGUGAGAAAGAAUUCCUGAGAGCAAGCAGGGCUCCCAAGAAGGCAUUUUCACAACAUAUUCCUUUGCACUCAACUGAAGUUCAUCUACAUAUGUUCAUCAGGAUGAUUUUUUUAAAUCAUGGAACCACCAUGUAGCCUAGACUGCUUUCAGACUCACUAUAUUCUUGCCUUAAUUUCCUUAGCACAGGGAUUACAGGCACGUGCAACCAAUCUGGUUCCUGGGCCCAUAUUUUAUAGCCCUACAAGUUUUCAUGGUAUUUAUAGAUGUUCCAUUUUGUACAAUUGGAAUAAGUUAUUUUAAGGGAAAGGUGAAAUACUUUGCGUGAUGCUGAAAUGUUAAGAUUUUCCAGGUGCAGAGGAUUCUUCAAGUUUGUGCUCCCUCUUUUGCUUCUGCUGUAAGCCGCUCUAUUGGAACAUUAAAACCUGUCUCUGUGCAACGUAUGAGAUGGGAAGUCACUCACAGCACAUGAAACAACAAAAUGAUACUCAAGGCUCACAGUUUCUCCUUCUGGGACUUUCAGAAGACCCGGAGCUGCAGCCCCUUAUAUACAGGCUCUUCUUCUCCGUGUACCUUGUGACCAUUUUGGGGAAUCUUCUUAUCAUCCUGGCCACAAUCUCAGAUUUCCACCUGCACACAGCCAUGUACUUCUUCCUCUCCAACCUGUCCUUUGUGGACAUCUGCCUGUCUUCUACCACCAUCCCAAAGAUGCUGGUGAAUGUUUAUACACAACACAGGACCAUAACUUAUGAAGGCUGCAUCUUGCAAAUAUAUUUUUUCAUAUUAUUUUUAGGGCUUGAUAACUUCCUCCUGACUGUAAUGGCUUAUGACCGCUUUGUGGCCAUCUGUCACCCCCUACACUAUACAAGCAUUAUGACACACAAGCUCUGUGUGUCACUAGUUCUAGUGUCUUGGAUCACAAGUUCCCUGAAUUCUUCAUUACAAGGCUUCAUGGUCCUGCAGCUUUCCUUCUGUGCUAAUGUGGAAAUUCCACAUUUUUUCUGUGAACUUAGCAUGCUGGUUCACCUUGCCUGUUCUGACACCUUCCUAAAUGAUGUGGUAAUGAAUGUUUUAGCUACACUCUUGGGUGGUGGUUGUCUCACUGGCAUCCUUUACUCUUAUGCCAAGAUAGUGUCCUCCAUAUGUGCGAUCUCCUCAGCUCAGGGGAAGUACAAAGCAUUCUCCACCUGUGCUUCUCACCUUUCAGUGGUCUCUUUAUUUUACUGCACACUCCUGGGAGUGUACCUCAGUUCUUCUGUGACCCAGAACCCACACUCCACUGCAAUAGCUUCACUGAUGUAUACAGUAGUCACGCCCAUGCUGAACCCCUUCAUCUACAGUCUGAGGAACAAUGACAUCAAGAGAGCACUGAAGAAGAACUUUGUGAGAGAGAAAUUAGAAAAGUGAGUAUCGUAUUGGAUCUUAAGUUUCAAAAAAAGCAAUCCCAACUUAAGGGCUGAAAAGUUUGAAAUGUCUUCUCUGAGUCUUGGGCUGGUACACCAAUCCCACUGCCAAGACUGAGAGAUCGUUUUUUUGGAAAAUGGGAAGGCAGAGAUUAAAAGCCUGAGGCAGUGGAUGACUACAAGGGGACAUUAUCUUCUAGGCCCAGCAAGACAUCCGUAUAUAUGAACUCAAAGAAGUUGCAACGUCAUGCACAAAAUCUGUCCAAAUCCAAGCCAGACCAAACCCAAGUGUAAAGGGGAAGCGACACACAAUUCCAGCCCUCAGAGUGCAGUUGUUUUUAGCUGCUAGAAGGAGAGAUGGUUUCCCCUGGUGAUUUGAUCACUCUCCAGUGGAAGGCCACACCUGUAAGAGUAUUGAAGCAGCACAAAUUAGUCCCAGAGCAUUUAAAAAUAAGGAACACAGAUCUGAAUGGAUAUGGAAUGGGUAGGUGGAUGUGAAGAGCUGAAGAAGGGGGCUCGUAUGGCCAAAGCACAUGUGAGACCCCCAAAGAAUUAAAUAGAAGAGAAAUCCCAUUUCUGGGUGCAAUGACAGAAGCGGGGGUUGUUACUUUUAUGUAUUUUCUGCAGUUUCCAUUUAUUUGAUUUCAAAUUUUCUAUGAAGUAGAUAGUUCUCCUGUAAGCAUGCUGCUUUUCCCAGUACCUAAGUUCCCCGUUUACAACUUCCAGACUUUCUCAACCUUGUUCCCAGUCGCAAAUAACAUGUAUCUUAAAAGAUCUCCAUCUAUUUCAUACAUGAAUUCCUUUUUAAAACUUAUUUUCUUUCUUUCUUUCUUUUUUUUUUUUUUUGGUUUUACGAGACAGGGUUUCUCUGUUUUGGAGGCUGUCAGUCCAGCCUGGCCUCGAACUCACAGAGAUCCGCCUGCCUCUGCCUCCCGAGUGCUGAGAUUAAAGGAGUGCACCACCAACUCCCGGCAAAACUUAUUUUCAUUUUUUAAAUUAGCAUAAAAGAUACGUUACGGCAUGCUCAAGCAAAGUGUGUUUUAAUAGAACUUUCCUGUCCCAUUUCUCCCACCCACUGUUAUCUCUAACAGACCAUGGAGCCUCCCUCAGUCUCUCCCUCUUUCAUGUCACACACGCCCUUGAAAGAUGUCCCCAUCUUUCCUCAGAGAAUGUUUUUACCAUCUCCUGGUCUCCUUUCACUUCUGAGUAAUUUAUAUCAAUAUCUUGGAAAAUAAAGUCAUUUUUCUCAUGGUAUUACUAAAACAAGGUCUUUUGCUGGGCUUCUCCUCUGUGCCCCUUCCCCUGCAGGAUAACUCACAUCUGACCCCGAUGGCCAUUUGCAUAGUCGUAGAUGGCAGCUGAGAUUGUGAAGGCCCCUCCUGCCUUCCUGCAUCUCUUCCUGACUCUGCAUCUUCUAACAGGCUUCUGUGCUCUGUGUUUCAGCAAGGAUUUUUUUCUUUGCAUGGCAAUUUGUUCUCUUCUUCAGUUCUGCAUCCACAACCCUCACCACAGUUAUUGGGACACAGUUAUUAUCAAACACACAUAAUGAGAAAAAUAAAUUUUUAGUAAAUUGAUUUCCUUGGCCUCUGAAUGGUAGUGGACAUUAUACAAAGUGAUAUAAAUAACAUGCAUCAUACAUUAAGUCUCCAUGAAAACAUUUCUUUGUUAUACAAUAAAUAUAGCCAUUGAAAUAUAAGAGUUCUGCCAUAUUAAAAUAACUACUCUGAAUACUGAUUGAUAUUUUGAAAGGUAUUUGCCUGCAUCUAUGUGUGUCUGUGUAUGAGGUUGUGUACAUGACUGCAUGGGCCAAAGCUAAGAGAUGAUUUCAGAUCUGGAGCUAGGGUUAUGGGAAGUUGUGAAUCUCUUGAAUUCAGUACUGGUCCUCUGGAAGAGUGACAAGUGACCUAAACAGGUGAGCCAUCUCUCAGCCUCUGACUGACAUGUUUAUAUUGUUAUUAAAGUUAACAUUUUGGUUUUUCUCUAGAACUUGUAUUUUUCCAGAAACUUGAGUGCUCUCAAGUUAUAAGUAAAAUUUUCUCACAAUUCUGAAUUUUGAAGUUGUCAGUAGAGGGGUAAUUUAUUAUGUGUCUUCUUUAUGCUCACAGAUCACUUUUGUCAUCAUGAUAAAAACACAAUCUGUAAGAGAGCUUAAUUUCCCAUCCAGACAUGCAAUUUUGGUUCACUAGCUUUCCUAUACAAAUAUGAAAAUUCUUUAUUAUGGGAAAAAAUCUCCAUGUAGCAAUGUCUAAAUAUAGACUCUUGGUCAUACUUGCAAAACGAAUGCUGAAUAUUGUCUUCUGUUUUCACAGAAGAAUCCUAUGUAAAAUGUCACACAGUUAUCCUCAUGUCCAUUGGUUAUGGUAAGGGUUUGCUUUUGCUGCAGAACAAGAAUUGCUAAUAACAAAUAUUUUGAUGAAAUGCCAAUAUUUUCAAUAAAAUAAUAUGAUAGGAGA